CACAGUCGAAAUGUGCGCCAGCUGCCCGCUCACCUGUCCGCCGCCGCCGCGCGCGCACCUCGCUAUGUGCUCGCGCGAGCUCCCGCCCGAACCUCCAGCUCGGUGUCCCACUGCUGCGGAGCCGAUCGCUUCUCCUCGGCGCUCGCGUCGAGCCGAGCUCUCGGCACUCUACGGCGGGCGUCGCUGUGCGGGGCGCCCGUUUCCUGUUGGCCCGAGCGGAAAGCUCCACGUGCCCGCGCGAGCUCCCGGCCGAGCCUCCAGCUCGGUGUCCCACUGCUGAGGAGCCGAUCGUCGUCCGUCGGUGCUCUCGAGGAGCCGAGCUCUUUGGCCGGCGGCCGGCGACGCUGCAUGACGGUCGUCCUCCGACAUGUCGGUGCCGGACCGGCGGGGUGGGGGCGGGGUGGCGUCGGAGCAAGUCUCUCGGCCGUCGGUCGACGGAGCGGCGAACCGCGAGCACGCUUCGUCGGCGCCCGGAGGGUGGUGCUGCUGUCGCUCUGCCGCGUGUGCAGGCGUGCGCAGGCGUGCCGAGGUCUCGCGACGGCACUCAGCCCUUCGCUGGGCGUGUGGGACGCCGGGUACGACGAGCACGGCUUCUGGUCCGUCGAGGCUGCCCGCGCGGCGCGCGACGCGGCGGCGGCGCUUGCGCUGGACGCCGCCGACGGCGGCGCGGGGGCGGCGCGGGGGCGGCAGGCGCGGGGGCGGCAGGCGCGGGGGCGGCAGGCGCGGGGGCGGCAGGCGCGCGGGCGGCAGGCGCGGCGCGCCGAGGUCGCGAGCGCGGCACAGG
Molecule: messenger RNA, 784 nt
Organism: Emiliania huxleyi CCMP1516
Lineage: Eukaryota; Haptophyta; Isochrysidales; Noelaerhabdaceae
Exons: 2
Coding region: 65-280 (71 amino acids)
Source: RefSeq, a predicted model, not a curated record